Colletotrichum acutatum is the source of this 350-nucleotide messenger RNA. RefSeq lists its product as uncharacterized. NCBI's taxonomy places the organism in Eukaryota, Fungi, Ascomycota, Sordariomycetes, Glomerellales, Glomerellaceae. The transcript has a single exon. Bases 95 to 274 code for a protein of 59 amino acids. The record is from RefSeq and is a predicted model, not a curated record.
GCGAGCACGCGUGGUCUCGCGUGGUCUUGGCUGUAGGAGCAAAAAGAGAGGGAAGGAAAAAGGGCACAUACAUACCUUAAUACCUGUCGUUACGAUGGAUGGACGGAUGGAAUGGAUUUCAACGGCGGUUUUACGGACGAGGAAGCUCAGCAAAGAUGAACUGAGCAAUCUUCAUACACAACCCAAUUGUAUUGCACGCAUUUCUGGCAAAUACCGACGAAGCGAAAUCAACAAACCUCGAACGUUUUACUUCCUUUUUUAUACUUAUAAAUAAGAGCAAUCAUCUUCAUUGAAAUUUGGCAUACAAAGCUCUCACAGUGACUGCCAAUUCGUUCUUCCUAAUGCAUCAC